AUCCUAGAGCAGCUGGUGAGUUUGAACUGCUGACCUUUUAGUUAGCUGCCAAGCGUUUUAACCACUGUGCUGCCAAGUGCUCCUCACAAAGGCUCUAACCUAGAAAACCUUAUGGGACAGUUCCACUCUGUCAUAUAGGAUCACUAUGAGUCGGAAUCGACUCCAAGCAGCGCACAACAACGUUCAGUUGACCGCAUGCCCUUCUAUUGUCUUUUCUUACUUACUUGCUAUUUAAGUUGGGCCUCUCUGGUCAGGCAGUUGAAAAAUGUUUCAUAUGGGGAUGCUGGAUUUUGUUGGCUCUUAUUUCAACGUCACAGUCAACUUGAGAAACACAACUCAGAACUCACAACUCAGAACUCAUUUAGACAGUGUUUUCAUUGGUGUUAACCUCUGCAGGAGGUACAAAUCUCAGGUGUGCAAGAAAUACUCCUUAAAAAGAAAAAAAAAACAUUAUUUCUAUUGAGUUGGUUGUGCUGAAGUCAUCUCUGACACUGCCCCAAAUUAGUUUAUGCAGUUGUAAAUGUUACGGUAACCAAUGAAGUUGGAGUUUGAGUAUUGUCUUUUUUUUAAAUAGUAUUGCUAUUUUUAUGAAAAGUAAAUGCUUUGGCAAAAAUCUUAAAAAUCAGUGAUAACUCUCUCAGUUUUUAAAAUGCUUUCUAAGUUCUUGUUGUGAUUUAGAGAAACCAAAAUGGAAACUUGUUGAGGAUGCGUUAUGAAUGUGGUUUAUGAAAAAAAGUGAUUUGGAACUUUAGCAGACCUAUCCACAAAAAACCCCAACAAAACAAAACCGUAAAACUCAACUUGACCUUAAACCAAACAUUCAUAUACAUUUAUAUGUUUAAGUUAAAAUACUAAAGUUAUGUGUAUUGGUGUUUUUUAAGUCAUCCUAUUUUCUGACUCUAAAAAGUUAACUCACUAGCCUUUGGAUAUCAUCAGGUAGGAGAGCUUCUAUCUUACACUGAUAAAAUGGAAUACUAUGUGAUCAUUAAACAUUCUGUUUGAAAUUCUAUAUAAUGAUGUACGUUGGUGCUCAUCGUACAUGAUUAAGUGAAAAAAGCAGGUUACAGAAUAGAAUAUAGAGUACCAUUCCAUUUUUGUAAAAAUAUGUUUAGAACAAAGAAGAAUAUAUAACAGAUGUCAACAGUGGGUAGUGGGAUUAUGGCUGUUUUUCUUUAUCUGUAUUUUUAUAAUUGUACUAUAAUAAGCGUGUUUUACUUUUGUAAUAAAAACCAUUUUUAAAAUAAAAAAAGAGUAUGUGUUUUCUAAUUUACAAAGCAUAAAUGAGACUAAGUUUUUGUUGACUCUGAAUUUAGAUAUUUUGGGUAUUAUCUAAAUUCUUGGUGGUGUUCUGUAUUCUAGGAAUUCUAGAAAUCCUGGUAUCCUAGGAAAUGGUACUGAGUAGUUCAACAACUGUGUUCCUUACUCUUUGAAGAGCCCCUUUGAGAAGGAAAGAACCAUUAUUCAGAAUUUUCCUAAAACACUCUUUGAGCAUAUCUGUUUCUAAAAAAAAUCCAUACUGCCUGAAGUUAUGGUCUAAAUUAUUUAGUCUGCUUUUAAAUCUUAUCAUGUCAACACCCAACCUACUUUUCCUGCUUUAUUUCUCCUUAAAUUCUCAAAUGAAACCUUAGCUCCAGCUGAACUUGUCAACUUGCUAUCUCCAAAUUACCUUGUCUUUUCUUGCUUUUCUUUUUUUUUUUUUGGUGUCUUUGUGCCAUUGAUUGUUUGUUACUUGGAAUACCUCUUCCUGGUCUUUUUGUGAGCAAAUCCUACCUGUCUUCCAGUUAAAAAAUCAUAUCCACUUUGAUAUCCCUGGCCAUCCCAGCUAAAACUGAACUUUGCAACUGAAUCCAUUAGCAUUUCUUAUUGGUGCUUAGGCAUUUCUUAAAUACCACUUGGUACUGUUACUUGCAUUAAUUUCCCAAUCCCAUUUUAAACUUAAAAAAAAAAAAGUCUUCUACUUCUCUGUAUCCAUUAAAGCUGCAAGCAUGGAACUCUGCACAGGGUAGGUGUGUAAUAGUUAUUCCUUGAUUUUACAGUGGUAUCACUGGCUCUUUGAGUCCAAGUGUUGCAAUUUUUUGUUUACCAACGAUCCUGGAUAAGGGUCAACAUUUUCCUUACAAUGUGGAAGGGUAAAAAAUUGAUAAUUAUUUCCAUUAUUCAAUGGACAAAAAUGUCCAUUGAUACAGAUAUAAAGAAUUGACAGUAUUUUUCAUUAAAACUAACAUGGUAGCUAAGAGUUGGGUGGUUAGUCUAGGACCCAAACUUAAUUUCAUAUAUGUAUUUCUUUUAAAAGCAUUUCAUGAGGCUUAUUUUGGGGUUGAUAGCAUCUUUCCUUGACCUUACCAGAGGCACAGUUGUCCCUUAUAUUGUUUCACAGCUACUGUUCCUGGAUCCCAGAGAUCUGAAGUGUUUGAUGGUGGAUUAGAUGGGCCAUCAGUCUUUUUGCUCCAGAACAUUUUAGGAGGUCAGAUGGGAUUCAGUGUCAUAGUAUGUGAAGUUGUUUGUGUUCAAAAGUCAGUAUUUUUUUUUUCCUAUUAUUGGAAACAUCAUGACAUCACUUUUCUAACAAAUAUGACGUGGGGUACUUAUUUGACUAAUGGUAGCUGUUUAUGGGGAGGUUUAUCUUCUCUUUGAAUUGCUUAUUUUAAUUUACAGACGUUUGCCAGGACUAAUAUUGCUGAUGAAAUACCUAUUUUUUCUGCAGAAGAGGCUGGUUUUAUUGAUUUAUUUUCCCCGUAAGUGUGGGAAAUCAGAAUCAAAGCUUCCCCUGAUAAAAAGUAAUAGUUUGAGUGUUCAAGGGUAGUAACCAUUUGACUUCAGGUAUUUAAUAUGCAGAGCGGACAAGGAUAUUGCAGCUAUUGCCAUGUGCUCUAUAAUAACCUGGAACAGCAUAUGUUCAGUGCCCAUCACAGAAACCUGGUCACAGGGAAAAGGCAUCGGAUGGGUAGCAGUAGUUUGAUGGAGCGAUUUUUGCAGGAUGUACUGCGGCACCACCCAUAUCAGUGUCAAGAAAGCAGAUCAACACACAAUGAGAGACGUCUUAAGAAUGCUGUGUCACCUGAAGUGGCUUAUUUUGAUGAUUUUAUUCCCGAAGAAACGGUUAAGAACACUACUGGAGUCAGAGGAGAUAUACCUACCAAGAGUUCUGAACCUAUUGAAGAGUUAUAUUCCAGACCUAGCAAAUCUCAGGAAUAUAUAAAGGAUAUUUCAAUUCGACCAUCAGUUAUUCAAAAACUGGAGAAGGGACAGCAGCCUACCUUGGAGUUUGUUCAUAAGAUUGGGAGCAGUAUGAAAGAAUUUAAUCGAGUAGAUGUUCAUCAAGCUACAAAUAAUGGACAAAACUUAACAUGUCCCCCAGUGAUUUCCAAUGCUCCUGCUAGUUGUUUAUCUGAAAGUUCUUAUGAUAGACCAGUUAUAUCUAAUACUACAAGGUUACCACUAGUAACCCAUUUGGAUUCAGUUAACAAAUGUGACCCAAACAUAGUUGACAGAUGCCUUGAAAAACUAGGCAACAGCUCUAGCAAUCCUAUACUAUCAUCCCAUCUAGAAACUUCUUCAGUUUCAUAUCUGAAACCUAAAGAAUCAGCUAGGAAAUCUUUAUCCAUAAAGUCAGGUAAAUUGAUUUUACAGAAAGAUGUAAAAUCUCAGGGUAAUACUUUGUCAACUGGCUUUAAAUUUCAUGAAAUUAUGGGUACUCAGGGCUCCCUAAGAUUGGAAUGUCUCUCCAAAUUAGCGGUAAACUCAGCAGUAAACCUGAAUAAAUUUAAUAUACCUCCUAACAAAGGAAUCUUUGAAAAUGCCAUUCCAAAUAAUCACAAGGAAUUAUUUUCUAAUAUGGAUCAUACCCAAGAAGAAAAGCAUUUGUUUUUUAACAAGUCACCCUUUUUGGAACAGAAGAGCUCAGUGUAUUCUGAAAGGAAGUUUGAUUAUGGCUCUCUUCAGUCAGUGUCUGAUCAACCCCAAGAGGCUGUACAAGACUUAUAUCCUUGGAAGGAGGAGCGAGCUGACCCAGAAGACAAGAACUACGAAUCCAGAGGUUUUGAAAUGAGUUAUGAUUGCAAUUCCUCUUUUCUUUCACUGACUAACCAAUCUAAGGUGACUGCCAAAGAAAUAAACUUCCCAAUGGAAGUACAUGCUGAUCUGCAGUAUAAGACUAAUAAAUCUUGUGCUUCUGAAAGAAGUUCUGAUUGUGAUGGUUCUCUUCGGUUGUUUACUGGCCAAUCUCAAGUGACUGUUAAAGAAAUAAGCCUUCAGAAGGCUGUGCAUAUUAGUCUGGUUGACCAAAGCUAUGACUCUAGUAGUUCUGAAAUUGAUUUUCACUGUGAUACCUCACUUCAGCCAAUCAUUGACCAGGCCCAACAGUCUGUAAAAUAUGUAAGCAUUCCCACAGAGUUGCACACUGGCUUGGUUGAUAAGAACUAUGGAUCUAGUAGUUCUGAAAUAAGUGCUGAUUCUGCUUUCCCACUUCAAGCAGUGGUCGACCGGCUCCCAGUGGCUGUCAAAGAAAUAAAACUUCAGAAGAAAGUUCACACUGGCUUGGUUGAUAAGAACUAUGAAUCAAGUUGUUCUGAAACAAGUUUUGAUUGUGAAUUUUCUUGUCAGUCAGUAGUUGAUCAUCCUCAACUGGCUGUCAAGGGAAGAAACCUAAAGGAUAGGCACGUUGACCUGGAAGAUGAGAACUGUAAGCCCAGUAGUGUUAAAGCAUGUCUUGAUUGUGAUGUCUCUCUUCAGAUAGUAACUGAUGAACCUAAAAGGGCUGUUGAAGAAAUAAACCUUCUGAGAGAGAAGAAUGCUGAACUUGUGGAUAAGAACUGUGAAUAUCCUGGUCCUGAAAUGAGUUUUCACGGUGACAUUCAAUUAAUGGCUGACCAAUCUCAAGUAACAGUUAAAGAGGUAAACUCUCAGGAGUUAGAUAUUGACCUGGAGAAAAACAGUGAUGAACCUAGCAUUUCUGAUCUAAGUUUUGAUUCUCGUGCUUCUCUUUGUCGGUCAGCUAAUGAUCAACCUCAGGGGGCUCUGUAUGAAAUAAAUUUGAAAGAGCUAAAUUAUGACAUGGAAGUUAAAAGCUAUGAUUGCUCCAGUUCUGAGUUGACUUUUGAUUCUGAUCCCCUUGUGUCUAUUACUGAGCAGCCUCAGCUAGAUUUUAAGGAAAUAAAAUAUCACAAUAACCUGCAAGAUAAGAGCUAUGAAUCAAAUAGUUCUGAAAUAACUUUUGAUUCUGAUAUUUCUCUUCAGACAGUAGUUGACCAACCUGAAGUAACUGCUUAUGAGGAGGAAUGUGUUGAUCUGGAAAAUAAAAGUAACGAAUCUUGUGUUUCUGAAAUAACUUUUGAUUCUGAUAUACCUCUUCAUUCAGAUACUGAACAAUCUGAAGUAGCUGUUAAAGAAAUAACCAUUCAGGAAGAAGAGCAUGUACAUUUAGAAAGGGAGAGUGAUGAAUCCACUGGUUCUGAAAUAAGUUUGGAUUCUGAUAGCCCUCUUCCUUCAGUGACUAAUCCUACUGAUGUAGCUAUUAAAGAGCUAAAUCUUCAAAAAGAAAAGCAGCUACACUUAGAAAAUAAGGGAAAUGAACCCAGUGGUUUGGAAUUAAGUUUGUAUUAUGAUAUCACCUUUCAUCCAGUGACUGACUGUUCUGAAGUUUCUAUUAAUGAAAAAAACCUUAAAAAAGAUGGACAAGUGUACUUAGAAAAUAAGGGUAACAAACCUACUGUUUCUGGAAUCAGUUUGGAAUCUUAUAUCCCUCUUCACUUAGUGAUUGAUCAUUCUGACACAGCUGAUAAAGAAAUAAACCUUCAUAAAGAAGAGCAUGCACACUUAGAAAGUAGGGACAAUGGAUCUAGUGUUUCUGAAAUCAGUUUAAAAUCUGAUAUUCCUCUUCAUUUAAUAACUGAUCAUCCUGACAUAGCUGUUAAAGAAAUAAACCAUCAGAAAGAAGAACAUGUACACUUAGAAAACAAAAGUAAUGAAUUUACUGUUUCUGAAACAAGGUUGGAUUCUGAUACCCCUCUUCAGUCAGUGACUUACCAACCUGAAGUAGUGGUUGAAGAAAUAUACCUUCAAAACAAAAAGCAUAAUGACCUAGAAGGUAAAAGUGCUGAACUUGGUGGUUCUGAAGUAAUUUUGAACUCUUAUGUCCCUCAUUAUUUAGUGACUGAACCUCAAAUGUCUGUUAAAAAAAUAAACAUUCAGAAAGCUGAGCACAUCGUUCCAGAAAACAAGAGUGAUAAAUUUAGUGGUUCUGAAAUAGUUUUGAAUUCUUAUGUUCCUCGUUGUUUAGUGACUGAACCUCAAAUACGUGUUAAAAAAAUAAACAUUCAGAAAGAAGAGCAUGUUCUAGAAAAUAAGAGUGAUGAAUGUACUGGUUCUGAAAUAGUUUUGGAUUCUGAUAUCUCUCUUCAGUCACUGACUCAAAAACUUCUAGAGGAUCAUGUUGACCCAGAAGAUGAAAGUACUGAAUCUAGAAGUUUUGAAAUGAGUUUGGAUAUUGAUGCUCCUCUUCAUUUCAUCACUUACCAACCUCAACUAGCUCUUUUGAAAGAAAAGUGUGUUGAUCUGGAAGAUAAGAACAGUGAAUUGAGUAGUUCUAAAAUAAGUUUUUAUUCUGAUGACCCUUGUCAGUCAUUGGCUGAACAAAUUCAAGAAGCUGUUAAAAAAAUAAACUUGUGGAAGGAAGAGGAUAUUGGCCUGGAAAAUAAGAUUGAUGAACCUAAUGGUUCUAAAUUAAUACAUGAUUCUGAUGCUUCUCUUCAGGCUGCAUCUGAGCAACCUGAAGUAGCUGUUAAACAACUAAACCUUGAGAAGGAAGAUCAUGUUUACCUGGAAGAUAAGAACAGCCAAUAUAGUGGUUCUGAAAUGAGUUUGGAUUCUGAUUUCUUGCUUCAGUCAAUAAUUGAUCAACCUGAAAUAACUAUUUUGGAGCAGGAGCAUAUUAAACUAGAAGAUAAGCACAGUCAAUCUUGGGGUUCUGAAAUAAGUUGUGGUUCUGAUGACCCUCUUCAGUCAGUGGCUGACCAGCUUCAGAAAGGUGUUAAAGAAAUAAGUCUUUGGGAGGAUGAAGAAGUUGACAUGCAAGAUAAGAGGGAUAAAUCUGGCAGUUAUGAAAUCAUGUAUGAUUCUGAUGUUCUUCGGUCAGUGGCUGGUCAAACUGAAGAAGUACUUAAGGAGACCAACCUUUGGAAGAAGCAUGUUGACUUGGAAGAUGAGAUCGUCAAACCUAGUGGUUCUAAAAUAAGUUGCGAAUCUGAUAAACCUUUUCAGUCUGUGGCUGAUGAAAUUCAAGAGGCUAUUAAAGAAAUAAAUCUUCUGAGGGAGGAAAAUGUUUGUCUGAAUGACAAGGGUUACGAACUCAAUGAUUCUGAAGUAAUUUAUGCUUCAAAUGUCCCUAUUCAGUCAGUGGUUGAACAAUUACACAUUUUGGAACAGGAACAUGCUAGUUUGGAAGAUAAAAGCAAUGAUCCUUGUGGUCCUGAAAUAAGUUUUGAUUCUGAUGAUCCUCUUCAGUCAGUGGAUGACGAGCUUCAGAAAGCUGUUAAAGAAAUAAGUCUUUGGGAGGAAGACCAUAUUUAUCUGGAAAAUAAGAGCUAUAAACUAGGUGAUUUUGAAGCGGCUUACAAUUCUGAUACUUCUUUUCAUUACGUGGCUGAUCAAUCUCUUGUAGCUGUCAAAGAACUAGGCUUUCAAAAGAAGGAUCAUAAUGACCUAGAAAAUAAGAACUGUAAACCAAAUGCUUCUGAAAUAAAAUUUGAUUCUGGUGUUCAUUUUCAGACAGAUGUUGGCCAGCCUCAAGUGGCUUGCAAAGAAACAAAUAUUCAGAAGGAAAAGCAUCUUGACAUGGAAAAGACCAGUGAACCUAGUGAUUCUGAAAUGAUUUGCAUUUCUGAUGUCCCUCUUCAAAUAGUAGUUAACCAAUGUCAAAUGUCAGUCAAAGAAACAAAUCUUAAUAAGGUGGUAUUUUUGGACCUGGUGACCAGUGAUAGUGAUUGUGAAAUAAUUUCUGAUUCUGAUAUCCCUUUUCAGUCAGUGACUGACCUGCCUCAAAUGACUGUCAAAGAAGUAAACUGUACAAAUGCAGACUGUAUUGAUCUAGAAGAUGAGAGUUGUGACUCUUGUGAUUCCAAAAUAAGAUAUGUUUGUGAAGGCCCUCCUCGAUUAGAGACAAACCAAUCCAAAGAGAUUUUCAAAUUAGUAAACCAGAAAGGAGACUAUAUUAUUCUGCAGGAUUUGAGCUGUGAUCCUUGUGGUUCUGAAAUAGAUUUUGAUGUUAAUGUCUCAUAUCAGUCCAUGACUUACCAAUCACAAGGGCCUGAUAAAAAAAUGGAGAAAUAUAUUAGCUCAGAAGAUAAGAGUUGUGAAUCUAGUGGUCCUAAAAGAAAUUUCAGUGGGGAAGACUCUUCUCAGUCAGUGACUGACCAGCUGCAAAAAGCUACCAAAGAAGUGAACCUUCAAAAGAACCUGGAAGACUCUGGCCUGGAAAAUAAGAGCUGUGAAUCUAGUGCCUCUACAGUGGAUUAUGAUGCCUCCCCUGAGUCAGUGAUCCAUGAAAUAGCUGAUAAAGAAAACUCUUUGAAGUUAAAACAUACAGAUCUAGAAAGUAUGAGCUGUGAAUCUUGUGGUCCUGAGAUGAAUUUACAACACGAUCCCCCUCUUCAAUGUGAUAGUGACCAGUCUAAAGAAGCUGUUAAUAAAAUAGGCCUAUUUGAGAAGAUAUCCUUUGACCUGAAAGAUAACCAUGCCUCCCAUUCAAGCUCUGUUUCCAUGGUUAAUCCUGUAAGCAACCUGGAGAAAGCAACAGGGGUCACAGAAGAUAAUCCUGAUGAACCAGUUCUUGGAGACUUGCCUCAUGUCCCUCCCUCAUUUGUAGGGAAAACAUGGUCUCAGAUAAUGAGAGAAGAUGAUAUAAAAAUAAAUGCUCUUGUGAAGGAAUUCAAGAAAGGUCGUUUCCACUGUUACUUUGAUGAUGACUGUGAGAUCAGGAAAAUUAAAAAAAAUAAUUUGAAUGAAGAAAAAAAGAUUACCUGGGCUGACCUUAACCAGAAAACUGCAUCAGUUCAAGUGCCGUCAUAUUGUGAUGAUAUUGCAGGUGAUAUUUUGGAUAUUGAUGACUUUUCGAUGGCCUUAGAUAAACCAUGUCUUCAUUCUCAAGCAAAGAGGCCUUAUAAACAAAAAAGGCUCAUGGCUUCUCGAUGCCAGACUGUGAAAGUCAGCCAUGGAACUCAAACCAAUUUUAUUAGUUACCCAGUGAUGAAAAGAGAAAUAAUUAGACAAGAGGAAGACUCACCAAAAAGGAAGUAUUUACAUUUACAAAAUGACAAAAUAACAAAAAAAAUAAAAAUUGAAACAAUUGAAUUUCCUGAAUCGUGUGCUGAAGUCUUGAAACCUUUGCAUCCCAGUGCCUUAGUCUAUGUUCUUUCUUCUCCAGAUAGUAAACUGAAGGAAGAUGAAUCCCUCAACUUCUCUAAAAUGGAGCAAAAUAGUUGGGAGAAUAUACAGUACCAAUGUCAGCAGAGUUCUUUUAAGUAUUAUGACCCAUUGACUAAGCACAUUGUAACUGAUCCUCCAAACACAGUAGUACCAGAAGCUGACAGUGAUAACUGGGUUAAAAUUCAUUUCAACAGGAACAACCUAGACUCCAGUACAGAUGAUAAUGAUGCUCACGUACGAAGCUCUGCUUUAGCAUCUUUUAUGGCUGUUCCAGUAAGGUAUGGGUUAAAGUCACAUCAGGGGGCCAGUGGAUCUUCUGUGUUUCUAGAGAAACCAGAGAUUUUGAAUUCUAGUGAAGUACCAAAGGAAAGUAAUAUUCACUUAACUCUUUUAAAUCAUGAUGCUGUCCAAAUCUCUGCAAAAUCAGUUGGAAAUGAGUUUUUAGAGACUAAAAGUAAAAAGAAAAUGUGGAAAAGGAAGGUAACAAUUAAUAAUAAACCAGGUUUUCCUAAAAAGAUUCUUAAACCAAUUAUUCUCCAGCAAAAAACCAGAAUUGCUUCAGAAGAACAACCAAUCUGGAUUAGGACUAAACCAAGUGAUGUAAUUAGAAAGUAUAUUCCAAAAUACUCUGCUUUUUUACAUCAUAGAUUUCAAUCCAGGAGCAAUUUUAUUGGAAUGCAUCUGAAGAAGAAAAAAUCUGAUGUCAGAAGGCUAAAGAAUGUGAAGAGACCAGCCAAAACAGUUUUGAACUCCUCAGUUCCAUCAGCUGGUCCUGAAGAGCAGUUAGGAGCUCUAUUGAGCUCUGCUCCAAAGCAACCUGCGCAGGAUUCUUCUUCCUGUGUUUCGGGAAGGAAGAUGAAUGGUAGUAACAAUCGCCGUAAGACACAAAAACAGACUUCUAAACCUGUUAAAAUAUAUGCUUUGAGAAGUUUAUCUUCUCAGAUACCACAAUCUGAUAGAAUAAGGACUCGGCUGUCAAACAAAUUGAGAGGUAAUAAGGUAAACUAGAAGUUUUUGUGUUAAAGCUGGUUGAGAAUUCAGUAUUUCAGCUGAAAUAUAUUGGGUACUUAGUGCACAUAGCUUUCCCAACUUUGGAGGGAAAACUAACCUUGAACUAUUUUGCUAUAGAUAUUAUUUUUCAGAACUUUUAUAUUCAUUUGAAAUCAGUGCUUAAGAUCCUAUUUAUUUUCUUUUCUAAGUCUCGGAAGCCCUUUGUCCAUUUUCAGUAGAAGAGCUUCAUCUUAGUUUAUAUCAUAGUGUAAUGUAGUACAGUAUAUAAAAUUUUGUCUCUUAACUCAUGGACUUCUUGUUUAUUUUUUGUGAUUGCAUCUCUCCUGCCAGCAGGUUAUAACACUUAGAGAAUGUAUAUAGCAAACUUAUUAAAUGCUAUCUUAUCUUUUAAAAAUUGGAACAAAUGAAUAUAUACCUACAUCCUGUGUGUUUCAGAGUGGCAUUGUCAAUAUAGUAUUCUUACUGGAAAAUCAAAAAGAAUAACUAUAAUAAAUUACCUCAACUUUUGACUGGAGUUGACUUACCAAAAACCCAUUGCUGUCGAGUUGAUUCUGACUCGUAGCGACUCUAUAGGACAGAGUAGAACUGCCCUAUAGGGUUUCCAAGGAGUGGCUGGUGGAUUCAAACUGCUGACCUUUCUGUUAGCAGCCGAAUUCUUAACCACAGAGCCACCAGGGCUCUGAGGUUGACUUAAGUGAUCAUAAACGAAAGAUAACUUAUUUUUCUUUUAAAUUCUAUGGAAUGAGAUUCCAUAAUCUGUAAUCAUUUGGACACAUGCGCACAUACAAUCUCUGCAGGUUUUCCUUUAGCAUUGUUACAUUUUAAGAAGAAAAUGAGCUUGCCAGUGUGAUUAUUCUUUUCUGCCACGUUUACUCCCCUCCACAUGAAGAGUUGGUGGUUUGAUAUAAAAAUCCAGGUUAUUUUAUGGCCUUAUCUCUUAAAAAUAUUUUAGACAUUAGCAUAAAAUUUCUUAAUAGCUUGAACUGAAAUUAUUGGUUUUGGUAAUAUUAUUUGGGCAGGCCAUUAAUUGUUAUUAAUAAAUUAUUAAGUCUUAAUAUUUCAAAAGAUUGAAUAAAACUGUUAAUGUAAAUGGAAGCCCAUUUUACAAGUGACAAACGAUGUAUUUUUAUAUUAGUUGGGUUUUCCUUAAACUGCUAGCUGAUUUUAAUAGUUCAAAUAAAAGGUAUUAAAAUAGGCAGUUUAAGUCUGGGGUAAUCAGAAUAUAUUUAGAUCUUUUAUUCAGGGACACUGGUUGAGCUAUUACAGAUGCAUCCAAUUUCCUGUUAAGAUCCUGGACCACUUUCUGUCAUUAAUAUUAGGAGGAAGCAUGGGUUUCAACUAUAUUGUACAACUACUGGCUUUUAUUGAAACUAGGAUCAAUGGUAAGCUGUAUCAAGAUUUCAGAGGUAUAAAAAUAUGUUGUCUUAGAGUUGAUGAAAUAUAGUGUAACAGUUGGUUUCUAAACAUUGUUUUACUUCAGGAGCCAUUAUUUAACCUGGGUUUGUUAUGAGAGUGUUAUGUUGUAAUUUCUUUAUUUCUAAAUUUAAACAGUAAUUAUGUUGAAAAAAUGAGUAAAUGUAUUUUUACUCACAAAGCAACAUAUAUAAAGUCGUCUUCAACCUUUCUCCUCAUUAUAAACAUUUUAAUUUCCUUUUUAAAGUAUCACCGUGGACCACUAGUUCAAAAUAAUCCUCCAAUUUUAAUUUUGGAGAAAAACUGCCCUACUGACUAGGAAUUAAACAAAUAACUAGUAUAUAAAAUGUAUUCUGUUUGUGGGUAUUGGUGUCUUUUUUUCCUAUGAAAUAGAUACAUAAUUCCCUUAAGUACUAUUAAUUGACAUUCUAUAUGCUUUUAGCAUAAGUUUAAAAGCAAAACCCAAAUCAGUUGCUGUUAAGCCCAUUCCAACUCAUGGUGACCCCAUGUGUGUCAGAGCAGAACUGUACUCCAUAGGGUUUCCAAUGGCUGAUUUUUCAGAAUUAGAUCGCGAGGACUUUCUCCUGAGGUGCCUCUGAGUUUUUAAAACAAGAGAAUGUAUACAAAUAAUCGAUGUAAAAGAUCUAUUGUUAUUAUGUCAUACAGAAUGGAUAGUUCUUAUAAUUCAAGUGAUCAAAAAUGUUAAAUUAAAAAACUUCUGCUACCUUUUUA
Molecule: messenger RNA, 12576 nt
Organism: Trichechus manatus latirostris (Florida manatee)
Lineage: Eukaryota; Metazoa; Chordata; Mammalia; Sirenia; Trichechidae
Gene: ZDBF2
Product: zinc finger DBF-type containing 2
Exons: 5
Coding region: 2830-10428 (2532 amino acids)
Biological process (GO): epigenetic programming of gene expression; genomic imprinting
Molecular function (GO): nucleic acid binding; zinc ion binding
Source: RefSeq, a predicted model, not a curated record